UCUGCACCCUGACACCCUAAUUUUGAUCUUCCUUUCCUCUGAACUGUGAAACAUCGACAAUCACAGCAUGACGAGCUACACAGAUAAAGGAGAGAAGCAUGCGAAGGGACGGUUCAUCAAUUUCCAUCAUCUCACCUUCUGGGUUGGCAAUGCCAAACAGGCAGCCGGGUACUACUGUGAUAAGAUGGGCUUCGAGCCUUUGGCCUAUAAGGGUUUGGAGACCGGCAGCCGAGAGGUGGUGUCUCAUGUCAUCAGACAGGAUAAGAUAAUAUUCGCCUUUGAAUCUGCACUAAAUCCUGGAAAUGAAGAGAUGGGACAGCACAUGAUAAAGCAUGGAGACGGAGUCAAAGACAUCGCCUUUCAUGUGGAGGACUGUGACUUCAUAAUCAAGACAGCUAAAGAGCGAGGAGCUGUCGUCGUCAAGGAGCCCUGGGUGGAGCAGGACAGCCACGGGAAGGUCAAGUAUGCUGUGAUUCAAACGUAUGGAGAUACAACACACACACUCAUCGAGUACCUCAGUCCCUACAAAGGCCUUUUCCUGCCGGGCUACAAACAGCCUCUGUUUAAGGAUCCUCUGUUAGCUAAACUUCCACCAGGAGGUUUGAGCUUCAUCGAUCACAUUGUGGGAAACCAGCCAGAUGACCAAAUGCUGCCAGUUACAGACUGGUAUCAGAAGUGUUUGCUGUUCCAUCGGUUCUGGUCGAUAGACGACAAGCAGAUCCACACGCAGUACAGUUCACUGAGGUCCAUAGUGGUGACCAACUAUGAAGAGACCAUCAAGAUGCCGAUCAAUGAGCCUGCAGCGGGGAAGAAGAUUUCACAAAUCCAGGAAUAUGUGGACUACAACGGGGGACCAGGUGUUCAGCAUAUCGCCCUCAACACGUCAAACAUCAUCCAAUCCGUUGUGAACCUGCGUGCCCGGGGGAUGGAGUUCCUCGCAGCACCUGACAUGUACUACGAAAACCUGCGGAGGAAUCUAAAAACCGCCAAGAUCAAGGUGAAGGAGGACCUCGACCGUUUACAGGAGCUGAAAAUCUUAGUGGAUUUUGAUGACAAGGGCUACCUCCUUCAGAUCUUCACCAAACCAGUGCAGGACAGACCGACCCUUUUCUUGGAGAUCAUUCAGCGGCAUAACCACUCUGGCUUUGGGGCAGGAAACUUCAAGUCUCUCUUUGAGGCCAUUGAGAAGGACCAAGAUGCCAGGGGCAACCUCACAGCGCUGACACCCGAAGGGGAGGCCAAAGCCUUCUACUGAUCCUCCCACUGCUGCUGCCAAACCACACUUAGACUGUUAUAUAUGGCUGUACAUCUCAGAGGCAAUCAACAACACAGUAUAUCAAACACAUGUACAGAGUGUUGAAUAUCUUCAUGUGACACCAGAUAUGCUUUAAGUUGUCAGUAGAUUGCAUGCGCUAUGACUAAAUAAAGAACUCAUCAUGUGGA
This is a messenger RNA of Epinephelus moara (kelp grouper), 1443 nucleotides long. RefSeq names its product 4-hydroxyphenylpyruvate dioxygenase a (gene hpda). The record is from RefSeq and is a predicted model, not a curated record. Gene Ontology annotation, cellular component: Golgi membrane; endoplasmic reticulum membrane. Bases 68 to 1255 code for a protein of 395 amino acids. Gene Ontology annotation, molecular function: 4-hydroxyphenylpyruvate dioxygenase activity. The transcript has 14 exons. NCBI's taxonomy places the organism in Eukaryota, Metazoa, Chordata, Actinopteri, Perciformes, Serranidae. Gene Ontology annotation, biological process: L-tyrosine catabolic process.